AGGCGGAUGUCUUCGAAAUUGUUCUGCCGAUCACUGUCUUUGUGCUGAGCGAUGAUGAUUUUCUCCAAGAGGGUGCUGAGGAGCAAGCAGCGUCGCUUCCUGAGUUGAAGGGGGAGGAGGAGCAGGAGGUUAACUUAAACAAUAGCGUUUUCCUGGAAACCAAUGUGACACCUUCAAAUGACGGUAACAGUUUAAGCGUUUGGGAAGAGAGCAAGACUGCUUCAAAUAAGGAUAGCAGUAUGAAAUAUUCUGAAGAAAAAUGGGCUGCUGAGAGUGAGUGUAACAGAUCAAAAUCACCUUUAAGUGAUGCAGGCACAGAUGAAUGUAGUCAAAACUAUGUGUUGCCUACAUCGUCUUGCAAAGCAGAGCUUACAGAAAUAAACAAAACGAGUGACGGAAAAGAAUGUGAUGGUGAUGAUGGCUUUCAGAAGAUUCCUCCUCUCCUCUCCCCUCCUGGCAGUGAGGUUAGAGAUGAUACCAUCAAGACAAGCAAACAGUUGACAUUGGCAGCGAUAUCCAGACAAGAAGAGGAACCCGUCAGUGUUGCAGGUGUUCUUUCUGAUGGCAGUCAAGAGAAACAACCGGAAAUCCACGAGGACAUGGAGACAAGUGUUGAAACUGAAGGUAACUUAUUAAUAAGACUAGUGCAAGAGUUUAACAAAUCUGGUAAAUCUCAAUUUAAACUCCACCAUUCCAUAUCGCAAAUGGAAGUCCUUCAGGAAGAAAGAGUUCUUAAUGGGUGUUCUCUUACUUCAGAAGAAUUGCUAAAAGACACAGGGAAACCGGAGAUGAAAGCUUCCACUUCUGCUGAAUCAAAUACUACUGGAGAGCACAUUUAUAAGACAUUAACACCAUUUCUGAAAAAAAGAUAUCGGCAACAAAAAGUUGUUUCUCCUCAUGCAAGCCCAGAAGAAUUCCAAAGCCAGCAAGAAGGAUUUUUGUUCAUCACAUGA
This is a messenger RNA of Pelecanus crispus (Dalmatian pelican), 953 nucleotides long. The record is from RefSeq and is a predicted model, not a curated record. NCBI's taxonomy places the organism in Eukaryota, Metazoa, Chordata, Aves, Pelecaniformes, Pelecanidae.